AUGGACCAAACCCUAACGAUCAAUGACCCCGACAACUGCCUCCUAAGAAGGUUCCUCUACCAUGACAUCAAUCUUAAAAAUUCACCCUUUUCAUACGCAAGCGCCCCUGAAAACUACACGUUCGUUGGCUGCUCGUCCCAAAAAGCAUUUUGGCCAUGGAAUUCAGCACCUGUAAUCCCUUGCCUCACCAAGUACCACUACAAGGUCAUAUACGUUGUACAAACCAGUUCGCUUUUGCAGCCGGAUCCGAUACUUUUGCUGGCUGGUUGCUUUAAAAUUUCGACUGCUUUGGUUCCAUUUUUAUUUAAUUCGGAGUAUCUUAACUUUGGUGCUCAGUUGACUUGGUACGUGCCUAAUUGUGGUUCUUGUGAAGCUAGAGGUCGUGUUUGUGGGUGGGAAAAUGGUACUACAACUUCUCAAAUUCGGUGCUUUGGUUCUUCCGGCAACUCAAGUCUGCCCAGAGCUGCAAGGUAUGGCAUAGUGAUAGGCGUGGGAAUUCCAGGGCUGCUGUGCAUCAUAGGGCUUGCAGUUUAUGUUUGUAACAGGACAAGGGUUCCUGGUCAGGUUCACCAGCCCACCAUCACACAAAUGUUAUCCAUACCCGAUCGACAGCCUUCGGCAGUCAGAAUUGGCCUUGAUGAUCUGACGAUUGCAUCAUAUCCUGAGAUUCAACUUGGCAAGAGCUGGGAAUUGCCAAAACUCAAUGACAACACUUGCCCAAUAUGUUUGGCUGAGUACCAGCCCAAAGAAACACUGAGGACCAUACCAGAAUGCAGCCAUUAUUUCCAUGCUAAUUGCAUAGAUGAGUGGCUUAGAAUGAAUGCAACUUGCCCAGUUUGUAGAAACCCACAAAAGAGAUAA
Prunus mume (Japanese apricot) is the source of this 861-nucleotide messenger RNA. RefSeq names its product RING-H2 finger protein ATL22-like. NCBI's taxonomy places the organism in Eukaryota, Viridiplantae, Streptophyta, Magnoliopsida, Rosales, Rosaceae. The record is from RefSeq and is a predicted model, not a curated record. Gene Ontology annotation, molecular function: polysaccharide binding.